AUGAAGUUUAUGCUAUUUGCAUUAAUCAUUUUUUUGAGUUAUUGCUUUGUUCAUCCUAUAAAUCAACAAAAUAAACAGUUUGGCUACAAUGAUUCAUACGAAUAUACCACUUCUAAGGAAGUAAAAAGAACGAUCGGUGGACUUACAUUCAAUCUGAAACGAUCUGGCAAAAAAAAAGGUAAAAUCGAACAAAUAGUAACUAAGUUCCCUCACAAAAAAAAUCCAUUAAUCAUUGCAAAUGAUUGGUCUCAAGAAGACUACAUGGUUAUAUCAUUUAUUAUUUUUUUAUCAAAAAGACUAGAUCUUGCGUCAAAGACCUUUGAAAUAAAAAAAUAUAAUAAUUGGAUUUUUGGAAACGUCCCUCCCUUGGAAGAACUAUCAAGAGGAAUUACUCAUUUCAACCCUCUUCCUGAAUGGAGAAGUUGGUGGGAGAAAGAAGGAGAUAGUAAUAAAAUAUUCGAUCAGAUAGAUGAUAUUUAUUUUUCAGUUACAAACACCCCAAAUAUGUUCAGAUUUUCAGAUGAUUCAGCAUCGAAUAAAAUUGUGAAACCAUUCCUAUCACUUGCAUAUAUUUUCUCUAGAGAAAUUAUUAAAGACAAUGCAUUAAUAAAAAACAUGUCUAGAAAUAAUUACAAAAAAGAAGUUAUUAAAAAUCUUGAAACUAGAAAAAAGAAAUUUAAUUCAUUAUUCAACUUCGAAAAUGACAACAUUAUAAAGGAGCAACCACUCAAUUUUGAAAAAGAGAAUCCAGAAAAAAAUGAUCACCUUUUUUUAUUUAGAAAAGCAUAUAAUCAUGUUUUAAUUGUCAAAAAAAGAAGGAAAUUUAAUUCAGAAAAUGGAGACCAUAAUAUUGAACUUUUACCAAACUGGUGGGAAAAGGAGUUAGACAUAAUAACUGCAAUUAUACUAACUAUUUUUAAAUACCAAUAUAGGCAUAGAAUGCAGAUAAUCGAAGCUGAAAACAAAAUAAAAAAUGACAACUUAAAUUGGAAGAAAAUUAAACUUUGCAUAAAACAGGCGAUCUUAUGUACAUCAACUGGUGCAUCAGACAACUCAUUAGAUCAUAUUCCAAUUUGGCAUAGAUUUGGAGAGAAAUGGCAAAGCUUCCCACAAGGAGCAAUGAUAAGGAUAUUGGACAAUGUAUCGAAACUUUCUCUAAAUACUAGUAGUUGGGAUGUAUAUGACUAUGUUAUAUGUUUUUGUUUUUAUUAUUUGAUAAAAAGAGAAAGAAUUAGGAUCGAUUGGUUUUCUUUAGGGCCGUUGUCAGGUUCUCCCAAGACUAGAUUUUGGCGUCGAUUCAAAAGGUUUAUUAUCAAAAUAUUUUCAUCAAACAAAGGUAUGUUUGAUAUGAAUGAUAAGUGGCAUAGUUUGUCCGUAGAAAUGGAGUCCGAAAGAAGUAAUUAG
Molecule: messenger RNA, 1404 nt
Organism: Cryptosporidium ubiquitum
Lineage: Eukaryota; Apicomplexa; Conoidasida; Eucoccidiorida; Cryptosporidiidae
Exons: 1
Coding region: 1-1404 (467 amino acids)
Source: RefSeq, a predicted model, not a curated record